GGGGGUAAAAUGGAGAGAAGAAGCUGACAGUGGGAAUCUGUGUGAGGACAAGCAGAUUUUAUGAAGAGAGCCACCAGGGAUGGAUAAGGAUGGCGGCAAGCCGAAGACCUUUGUGUCUACUUUCCGGUUGGCCCUCAAGCCUCAAGCCAGAACCUUCUGUGUGGAGAAGAAGAAGGAGGAUGGACUGGACUCCAGUAAAAGGACAUUAAUGGGAAAUAACAAACUGGGUGUCUCAUCAGCAACAGGGUCCAGACUGAAAACCAUCCAGGCACUUGAAUCGCCUCACUUCAAAGAACCACUCAGGGACUGCACGGUCUGUGAAGGAAGUGAUGCUACUUUUCAAGGUGUUAUCACAGGAAGUCGACCUCUGACUACUUCCUGGCUGCACAAUGGUGAGAGGGUGAAAUCAAGUAAUACCUCCUUCAAAAAUGAUGUUGCCAGCCUGGCUCUGACUCGGUGUUCCCGGAGAGAUGCCGGGACGUACACCUGCAUAGCUGAGAAUACAGCUGGGAAACAGUCAAGCAGUGCUACGUUGCGUAUCACAGAAAAAGCAACAAAGGAAAUUCCCAGAACAAGCAACCAUGAGUCACACAGCGAGGUCACGUCCAAGGCUUCACCCCCCAGAAACACUCAAUUGUCUCCUGCUUUUAAGGGGAAAAGCAAACAGAGAGAAAAGGAAGAAAAGAAAGUCUCCACAGGUGGCAGAGAUAUCAAACCUCAAACAAAAGUCUCCCCUAGCAAAGGGCCUCCUGUGGAGUUUGUAGACCCACCGGAGCAGGUGGAGGUUCGAGUAGGACAGCAGGCCCAGCUGCACUGUGAGUUCAGGAGCAGCUCUGUCCCUGUGGCCUGCUGCUGGAUUUGCAACAAAGACAAGGUGGUGAAAGGAGGGCCGAGGAUGUCUGUCUGCAGCAGUGAGACGCACAGCAGUGUGGAGAUCUCUCAGGCCUGUCCAGAAGACACAGGCUUGUACACUGUCAUAGUACAAAACAGAAAAGGCUCUGCACAGCAUAUCGUGUCCUUCAGUGUCAUAGACCGGCCCGAGCCACCAGCAUCCCAACCUGUUAUUUCCCAGCUGUCCAUUCAGUCCCUGGUCCUGUCCUGGACGGGUCCCAGCUACGACGGAGGCACAGCAGUGCUGGGCUACAAAGUGGAGGUCAGACCAGAGGGCUCGAACAAGCCCGAGAGCUGGACUGAACUAACAAGCCGAUGUAAAAGCACAUCCUAUCAUGUCCGCUCAGGACUGGAGCCUCUGGGGCAGUACCGCUUCCGUGUCAGGGCAUACAAUUCAGCAGGGGUCAGCGAACCAAGCCAGGAGUCUGAGAUUGUCAAGAUGGUGACCACAAAGGCAGAAAAGAAGGAAGAUCCUGGGUCGUAUUUCACAGUGACCAUUGACACCACACAUAAGGCCAAGGACUACUACAAUCUGCAUGAGAAGCUGGGAGUUGGGAAGUUUGGCCAGGUGUUCCGGAUGUCCCACAAAGAGACGGGUCAGGUGGUUGCGGCAAAGUUCUACAGAGGCCGAACCUCCAAGGAGAGGGCGGCAGCUCGCAAAGAGAUCGAACUAAUGAACAGACUCCACCAUCCAAAACUGGUCCAGUGUUUGGCUGCCUAUGAAACACGCUCUGAGAUGGUCUUGAUCAUGGAGUAUAUUGCAGGCGGGGAGCUCUUUGAACGCAUCGUGGAUGAAAACUUUGAGCACACGGAGCCCACCAGCGCUCGCUACAUGCAGCAGAUCCUGGAGGGCAUGCAGUACGUUCACAAGCAGAAAAUCGUCCACCUGGACCUCAAACCAGAGAACAUCGUCUGCGUGGACAACACUGGUACAAAGCUGAAGAUCAUCGACUUUGGCUUGGCUAGUGAACUGAAGGAGGGUAAACCCCUGAUGGUGAUGCAUGGUACGCCAGAGUUUGUGGCCCCUGAGGUGAUCAAUUAUGAGCCUGUGGGCCUGGAGACUGACAUGUGGAGCAUCGGAGUCAUCUGCUUCAUCUUGCUCAGUGGAGAGUCUCCCUUCCAGGGGAACAACGAUGCUGAGACUUUUGCUCUUGUGACUUCUGCCCGCUUUGAGUUUGAUGAGGAGAGUUUUGAGGACAUCUCCGAUCAGGCUAAAGACUUUAUCAGCUCCCUGCUGAAGAAAGACAGGAGAUGUAGGUUGUCAUGUACUGAGGCCCUCGCCCACCCCUGGAUGGUCUCUUUCACCCCACUGACCCGCAGACCUACCAAGUCCCUCAAUAAGGGGAAGAUGAGACGCUUUCUGGCCAGGCGCAAGUGGAAGAAAACUGGCAAGGCUGUUUUGGCCCUACAGCGGAUGGCUAAUCUCUCUAACAGGCCAGACUCUCCUGGCAGCUCCUCAGAGGAGCCAGGCUGGAGCCAAGAGGCAGGGGAGGCCAUCCAGUCGCUGGAUAAGCAGCUCCAGAGUGAACCUCGCUUCCAGCAGGCCCUGAAGGACACCACCCUUCCCAAAGGAGCAACAGCUCGACUAACAUGCCUCAUCAAUGGUUACCCACAGCCGGAGGUGAAGUGGCUUCAGAAUGAGAAGCGGGUGUCUGAAUCGGAGAGAGUGACCACUGAGCAAAAUGAAGACGGCCUCUGCUCUCUGGUUGUGACAGAUCUGAAGCCUUCUGACUCUGGGGUUUAUGUGUGCCGGGCCGGCAACAAGCUGGGGGAGGCAAUGUGCUCUGCCAAACUGACAGUGAGGAUGUGAACAUGAAGAAAACCAGCAGAGGCAACAAUUUUAAGAUUAUCUUCAUUUGGAAGGAGACUUCAGAAGCAGACUGAUGUGAAUGGUUGGGUAAAGCCUGGACUUUGACACGUCAGCACACAGAUGGACGGUUACUCACUGCCACACAAGGCUGCUCACACACAAUUUCAAGGCAAAGCGGGUGCAUUAUGUUCUUCUACCACAUGCAUACCCAGCGCCACCAGUUACCACAGUGCACUUAUUAAGUCUGUAUUCUUUUAAUGUGUAGUUAGCAUGUUCAGCUACUAAUGCACAUGGUUUUGUUGCACUGAAAUAAGGUGAUAUCUUUGCUACUGUGGCUGAGCUCAGCACCGUUCACAUGAGAAUUGUACAUUUUGCACAUUUUAAUAUCGUUCAAGUGUAAAUGGUUUUUAAAGGCAUUAACAUUAAAAGCUGAAUUUGAGAAAAAUAAAAGCUUACUUGGUUGAAAA
Epinephelus lanceolatus (giant grouper) is the source of this 3168-nucleotide messenger RNA. RefSeq names its product myosin light chain kinase, smooth muscle-like. Gene Ontology annotation, molecular function: ATP binding; protein kinase activity; protein binding. NCBI's taxonomy places the organism in Eukaryota, Metazoa, Chordata, Actinopteri, Perciformes, Serranidae. The record is from RefSeq and is a predicted model, not a curated record. Gene Ontology annotation, biological process: protein phosphorylation.